Messenger RNA from Centropristis striata (black sea bass), 4105 nucleotides. It is a transcript of the gene wdr31, whose product is annotated as WD repeat domain 31. The record is from RefSeq and is a predicted model, not a curated record. Gene Ontology annotation, molecular function: protein binding. NCBI's taxonomy places the organism in Eukaryota, Metazoa, Chordata, Actinopteri, Perciformes, Serranidae. The coding region runs from base 338 to 1414 and encodes 358 amino acids. The transcript is spliced from 10 exons.
CUCGCCUAGAAACGAGAAAGCGUCGCUCCAUGGUCGCUACGGAGAGAGAGGGAUGGGUCUCUCUUGUAGUUAAAAGAUACUUCUGUGGACUUUCCCACGCAGUUAGGACUAGUUACUAUCAUGGCACUCUGUGGGAAACGCUUCUUGGUCGUUGCAACAACGACUCCUCCAAGUUUUAACGUUUGUAUAUCCAUGUUUUGGUGCUACUAGUGCAUUAAUCCAUCUUGGCAUGACCGAUAAAGAUUAGUUAGCAUGCUAGCGAGCUAGCCGCACAGCCUCCGCAUCACACAGCGACCACACCUGCCGGUGACAGUGUGGCUGCAGGUUCCUAGCAGACAUGGGCAAACUACAGAGCAAGUUUCGCAAGAGGUCUGACCUCUACAAGGCAUCUGAGGGGGAUAAGGCAGAUAAUACCUUCGACAGUCAGGUGGUGCAGUAUGAACCUGCCCAUCAAGGCUCCACCAACACUGUCACCAAUCUCAGCCCAGAUCUGUGUGUUUCUGGCGGGAGUGACCAGGCUGUGGUGGUGUAUGACUGGAAGCAAGGCCGGCUGUGUCAGUCCUUCCAGGGUCACAACCGAGAGGUUACCAAGGUGGUGUGUUAUCCAGGGAGUACAUGGAUCUUUAGUGCCUCACGGGACAAGACUGUUCUCAUGUGGGACCUAAACCAGGGGGAUGAACCUAUUCAGGAAUAUUGUGGCCAUGAAUUGGUGGUCAAUGGACUAGCUAUCAGCCCUGAAGGGAGAAAGCUGUGCACUGGUUCCCGUGAUAACUGGAUGUGCCUGUGGGAUAUAGAAUCUGCAAAAUGUGAACAGAGACACAACAUUUCUAGAAACCUGGUGACUCAUGUAUGUUGGGUGCCAAGCAGCUCCUCUAUUGUGCAGACCUCUGAGGAUAAAACCAUAAGGGUGUGGGAUAGCCGUGCAUGGCAGGUGACCAACACUUUUCCAGCCAAGCAAUACAUCCAGACCCACUGUGACGUUUCUCCAAAUGGUUACUACCUGGUGUCCAGCAGCAAUGGCUUUGGAGGCCAGGGCUGUGAAGCCACGCUCUGGGAUCUGCGUCAGCCUGGCUGUAAAGUUGUGGAGUACAGAGGUCAUCUCCAGACCACCGCCUGCUGUAUGUUUCUGCCUACGCCUCCUGGUGGCUCAGCUCAGGUAGCAACAUCCUCCCAUGACAGCUCAGUCAAAGUCUGGGAUCAGAACACAGCAGUCUGUUUAGGGACGUUAUCUCUGGAUGGUGCAGGUCCUUUGGUUUGUCUUUCUCCCGCUGACUCUACCAAUCUGCUUUGUGCCAGCUUCAACACUGGCCUCCAUCAUAUCCAGGUGGGCCACGGAUCAAACCAGGCUCAGGUUUCUGGGGCAGGUUCAGGGGGAGCUGGUGGCCUGGACAUAAAAGUUGUGGCACGCUUCUGAUAGCCCAGGAGAGCCUGGUGUGACUCAUAACUGUGAACAGUCGGUGACUUAGCGAGCAAUGUCACUGGAUAUGGAUGUCAUGGCUGUUCUUUAUUCUUUUUUUUUUUUUACAAUUUUGCAUAUUUCUAUCGACAUUUUUGCUUCACUAGACUGUCAUACAGUGAAGAAUGACAGAAAGAUCAGUGAAAAGGAGUGGGUGAUAAUGAAAUGUAUGGAGGACGCACCUUAUGACAAGCAAAGCCGCCUGGAAGCCCAUCAUAGCUGCUUAAUGAAAUUGUAAACAUCAAAAUGUUCCUGCUUCGAUUGUUGCCUUCUAGGACCAAACCAGAUUAACUGGGUAUCACCCUCUGUUUUAUACACUACUUCAGCUAGGUGGAUUUGUCAGAAAGCUUCAUGCACAUUGCUUUUAUUAAUGGUGCUGAAUACAUUUGGAGGACGUCUUAAUGUGGCAGGAGUGGUGUUGAAAAUAUGGAAGCACUGUUAGAGCAGGAAAUCAUCUAUUUGGUCAGGUGUUACUUUUCCUUAGUCUGACAGAAGAAGUGGGAGCCAAAUAGAUUAGUAUAGUAAGAGUAUGUGACUUUUCCUAGACUGCCAGAUUUGUUAGUCACACAAUGUGAAAAGUUGUUUUCAUCACAAAGACAGAAAAAUGCAGAGCAUAUGUUUGUAAUUAAUAAUAAUAUUCUAACCAUUGAUUAGUUUGUACUAUAGUUUUAACCUGUCAAGUGUUAGACCAAAUUAAUACUUAACACAGAACUGUAUAAACAUGAGCUUUAUUUGUUGGUAGGAUUCAAUUCAUAAUGUUUUCUAAAGAUACAGAUGCUGAUAUUUUUUGAACUGAUGCUGCCGAUAGCUGUUGGUGCCGAUAUCCAUUAUAUUUAAAUUUAACAAUUACUAUGCAAAAUACCAGAAUAAUUCAAUUUUGAAGAAAUUAUUCUUUGAAAAAACAUAUGGUAAUAAAAUAUGUUGCAAACACAAGAGAAAGCUACUCAAUAUGGUGUCACUGCUGACUACUAUUAACAGCAGAUGCUACAGAACUACUUUGUUAGGAUUAACAAUCGGGUAGUCUGUAGUUUAGCCAGCAAAUGCUAAUGUUAAUAUUAACAGCCUAAAUGGAAUACUUCAUCCCCCAAAAUAGUCUGAUUUACUGGAUAGCCUGUGGAUAUAAGCCUGUCAUUGCACACAACUCUCACACAGCAUGCUCCCCCUCGCCUUCUGCUAUCUCUGCUAUCUAUUUCCAGAGGCACCGUUGCUGCAUCCCCGGCUCAGCACUGCCCAUGAUGACUGUUAUUGGUUUAAAGAAAUCCAAACAAGCCAAGAGUGUUUUUUCCCCAUAGCAGAAUGAUAAUAGUUGCUGACACAGCACUGUGGAGACAGGUCUAGCUAUGCGAGAUUACCCCCAGAAUGAUAAUUUGUGUAUCAAUUACUGAUCCUGUUUUACAUUGAAUUGUUAAAGAAACCUUGUUUUAGUCACAUGCCUCCACAGCAAACAAAAAACUAGAAAACUGAGAAGAUUCUUAAAGAAUUGAAGUACAUGAGGGCCACAGCAAAACAAUAACAAAACAUCCAUUUACAAUCUCCCACACAACUCUGCACAGAUGAGUAGCGUGCCUGCGCAAGCGUGAGACGGUCUAUGGGGAAAUGUUUUUGAUAGUGAGAUUUGGUGUUUGGGAAGCAGUGAGCUUACAAUGAAUAUUUGAGAUUUGUAUUAUACUGCACGAGUUGUGUGAGAGUUUACGAACUGAUGUUUUGUUUUAGUUUUUCUGUUGUUAAAUGUGACCCCCAUUUACUCGAAGGAGUUUCUCCAUUUUCAGAUAAUCCCUUUAUUGUUGGCGUCAUUCAAGAACAAUUAAGUUUUCAUCAGGAAUUCAAGGUAACACACGAUCAGUAUUGAAUAUAACUUUUAACAAGUAUUCCUUUAACAUAAACAGCAUUACUCUAAGUGAGUAAAACUGGCUGCACAUUAUGUUCCUACAUGCAAUUAUCAUAGAUGAGUUUAACCACUUCUGUAUUUGAAGUGUAACUUAUACUAAUAUUGUCUGUUCCAGCAGCUUAAAAAAGUACAAUAUUUUCCUUUUGUUUUGGAUAUCCAGGUUACCAUCUUUCCCUAAGACUGUUAACUACAUCUGCCAAUUCCAUUUUAGAGAUUUAUCGCUAGCUAGAAAAACAUAAUGGACAGGUUAGGAGUAGAUCAAAGUAACAAGCGGUAAUGUAAUCUCAGGUGAGUCCAAAUGCACUCGUGGAUAUCAAUCUUAAGAAAUAAGUUGGUUUAGUACUUACUGAACAUCUACUUGUUCAAGGUAACUGUGAUGUGUGACUUUUUGUCAUACAGUGCCAAGCAAUCCACAUCAGUAAUUAUUUUUCUAAAAUCUAGAUAACACAAGAAGCAGUAGGCAACCAAAGGUGACCAGACAUUAUAUUAAAUGAUUUAUUGUUUGGGUAUUUGUCACUCAAAACGUCACCAGCUGAUUUUAUCUGUCUGUUUGAUACGUUAUGAUUAAGCAAUAAACUAAUUAUAAUAUCUAAGGUGUAAAUCUUAGUUGUGGCUCCUUGUGUCAGUUGAGAUUUUUAACUUGGUCACAAACCCACUGUUUAUUUAAUACUACUCUCACAUGUAUGUCAUUAAAUAUGAAUGCUUGCUUCAUCUUAUUCAGUAGAGCACUACAGGUAAAUUAAAUCAUUCAUGGUAUACCA